Messenger RNA from Homo sapiens (human), 6186 nucleotides. RefSeq names its product protein only RNase P catalytic subunit (gene PRORP). Gene Ontology annotation, biological process: tRNA processing. The record is from RefSeq and is marked validated. The transcript has 8 exons. Gene Ontology annotation, cellular component: mitochondrial matrix; mitochondrial nucleoid; mitochondrion. Bases 379 to 2130 code for a protein of 583 amino acids. Gene Ontology annotation, molecular function: ribonuclease P activity. NCBI's taxonomy places the organism in Eukaryota, Metazoa, Chordata, Mammalia, Primates, Hominidae.
AGUUUCCGCCGCGUUUAUGGCCGCGUUAAGUCUGAGUGCCGCUUUGAGUUGUUGAAUGAAGUGAACUUCAUUUGUCAGCGUUCGGUUCAUGAACUGGAAUGUAAGAGGCACCAGAGGAUUCCUGCUCUGUCCCCUGGUUUGCGGCUUGCGACGUUGGACAUCCCCGGAUUGUUGUUUAAUAGAGAAAACUCACCUGCCUUCUUGCUUUUAAGUAGCCCCAAAAGCAGAACCUUGAUUUGUCUGUAAGGAAGAAACACAAACCUUUUAAAAAGUUCCACUUCGACUCUGCACCGCCGACCCCCAAUCUCUUUAAUUUUGCCAUAGAAGAGGGGUUUUUUCAACAUCUCUCUCACUAUCUGGUGCUGAUCUCACUGCAUAAUGACUUUCUAUUUGUUUGGUAUUCGAAGCUUUCCGAAGCUUUGGAAGAGCCCAUACCUUGGGCUAGGCCCAGGGCACUCUUAUGUCUCGCUGUUUCUGGCAGACCGCUGUGGCAUCAGGAACCAGCAGAGGUUGUUUUCUCUUAAAACAAUGUCUCCACAGAAUACCAAAGCAACGAAUCUGAUUGCCAAGGCCAGAUAUCUCAGGAAAGAUGAGGGCAGUAAUAAGCAAGUUUAUUCUGUUCCUCAUUUUUUUUUAGCUGGAGCAGCUAAGGAGAGAUCACAGAUGAAUUCUCAAACUGAAGAUCAUGCCUUGGCACCUGUGAGGAACACUAUUCAACUCCCAACACAACCUUUGAAUUCAGAGGAGUGGGAUAAACUUAAGGAAGAUUUAAAAGAAAACACCGGAAAGACCAGUUUCGAAAGUUGGAUCAUUUCACAGAUGGCUGGCUGUCAUAGCUCUAUAGAUGUGGCUAAAUCUCUGCUGGCAUGGGUAGCAGCCAAAAAUAAUGGUAUUGUAAGUUACGAUUUACUGGUCAAGUAUUUGUAUCUCUGUGUCUUUCAUAUGCAGACAUCUGAAGUUAUUGAUGUCUUUGAAAUUAUGAAAGCCAGAUAUAAGACUUUAGAACCUAGAGGUUACAGUCUUCUCAUCCGGGGAUUGAUCCAUUCAGACAGAUGGAGAGAAGCAUUGUUGCUGUUAGAGGACAUCAAAAAAGUUAUAACUCCUUCAAAAAAGAACUAUAAUGACUGUAUCCAGGGAGCUCUCCUUCAUCAAGAUGUAAACACAGCUUGGAAUUUAUAUCAGGAAUUGCUAGGUCAUGAUAUUGUUCCUAUGUUGGAAACUUUAAAAGCUUUCUUUGAUUUUGGAAAAGACAUAAAGGAUGAUAACUAUUCAAAUAAACUACUAGAUAUUCUUUCAUAUCUAAGAAAUAAUCAGCUGUAUCCAGGGGAGUCAUUUGCACACAGUAUAAAAACAUGGUUUGAGAGUGUUCCUGGAAAACAAUGGAAAGGACAAUUCACCACAGUCCGAAAAAGUGGCCAGUGUUCGGGCUGUGGAAAAACCAUAGAGUCUAUUCAGCUGAGUCCAGAAGAAUAUGAAUGUCUUAAGGGAAAAAUCAUGAGGGAUGUGAUAGAUGGAGGUGACCAGUACAGAAAGACAACACCUCAGGAACUUAAGAGAUUUGAGAACUUCAUAAAAUCUCGUCCUCCUUUUGAUGUUGUCAUUGAUGGUCUCAAUGUUGCCAAAAUGUUUCCUAAAGUUCGUGAAUCUCAACUUCUCUUGAAUGUCGUCUCUCAACUAGCCAAACGGAAUCUGCGACUGCUGGUCCUAGGCCGGAAGCACAUGCUAAGACGGAGUUCCCAGUGGAGUCGGGAUGAGAUGGAAGAGGUGCAAAAGCAAGCCAGCUGUUUUUUUGCUGAUGACAUCUCGGAGGAUGAUCCAUUCCUUCUGUAUGCCACACUGCACUCCGGGAAUCACUGCAGGUUUAUCACAAGAGACCUGAUGCGGGACCACAAGGCCUGUCUGCCUGAUGCCAAGACCCAACGCCUGUUUUUUAAGUGGCAGCAGGGACAUCAGCUGGCAAUUGUAAAUAGGUUUCCAGGAUCAAAACUAACCUUUCAGCGUAUUCUCAGCUAUGACACAGUGGUGCAAACAACUGGAGACUCGUGGCACAUACCAUAUGAUGAAGACUUGGUAGAAAGAUGUUCCUGUGAAGUACCAACCAAAUGGCUUUGCCUCCACCAAAAGACAUAGAGAUUCUUACCUCUAUGCUAAGUUUGUGUUUGGGUACCCUCUAGGUUGGCAUCAGAGGCUCUUGAGCUGGUGUUUGUUUAGGGCAUUGCCUCUGUCCUGAAGAUAAAAGGAUUCUAUUAACAGCAUUGACAUUGAUUUUUUAAUGAAAUGAGAUAUAUCUUUUCAUAACCAGCUGCGUUUUUUUCCCCUAACAUUUGUUUUUGGAGGCUUAUCAAGAGUUGGAGAACUUAGUGUAGAGCAAAACCUGCAUUUCUCCUACUGGGCCAGCUAUUCCACUUAGCUUGGGUGACUAAUAGUGCUUUUGGUAUCCAUUUUUUGCUACUUCUGACCUUGCCUUCCAGGCCUACCAAUAGCAGAAUCAAUCCAUCUGUCCCUGAGAUACUCAUGUUGUUUCAAAUGCCUCCUCCCAUUUCUGGCAUAGUCUCAUUCUCUGUAUGUUAUGCCCUAUCCACAUGGAAUCAUUUAUCGUCCUCUGUAAUAAACUGGCCAAGAUACUAAAGGCUUACUAUUCAUAGCAGUUUUUAAUUACUUAUCAUCCAAUUAUUUGGAUUGGAGAAGAGGGGGCAUUCACUCCUCUUUUUCUUAUUUUUUUUGGAAAUAGAGUCUCAACUUACUCUGUCGCCAGGGCUGGAGUGCAGUGACGUGAUCACAGUUCACUGCAGCCUCAAACUCCCAGGCUCAAGCAAUCUUCCUACCUCAGCCCUCCUGAGUAAUUGGGACUACAGGCAUGUAUCACCAGGCUUGGCUAAUUUUUUUUUUUUUUUUUGUAGAGAUGGCUGUCUCACUCUGUUGACAAGACUAGUCUCCAACCCCUGGCCUCAGUCGAUCCCCAGCAAUUUGGGAGAUUGAAGCGAGAGAAUCACUUGAGUCUAGGAGUUCAAGACCAGCCUAGGCAACAUAGUAAGAUCUCAUUUCUACAAAAAAUUUAAAAAUUAGCCAGGCAUGGUAGUUUGCACACAUAGUCCCAGCUACUUUGGGGGCUGAGGUAGGAGGAUUGCUUGAGCCUCAGAGGUCAAGGCUGCAAUGAGCCAACGUUGCACCACUGCACUCUAGCCUGGGUGACAGAGCGAGACCUUGUCUCAAAACAAAACAAAGUGCUGGAAUUGCAGACUUGAGCCACAGUGCCCAGCCUCACUUCUCUAGACUAUGAUGGUUUUUUCUUCAUUCUAUAAUCUCUUUUCCAAAUUGGUUCAACAUUUUGUGAACACUAUUAAUUUCAUCAUUCAGUAUAUGUGGGCUUUCUAAAAUAUGCCAAUUUUUUUCCACUUAAUCAAGUUUGACUUAAUUUAACAAAGUGAUUAUAUUUUAAUAGUUACAUUUCUGUUUUUUCCACUCACUAGCCAGCUUACAGUUUAUUAGCCCUUGAUUUCAGCUGAAAAUAUUCAUGUCUGCACCCCUUCAUGAUAGUUCUUUCUUUACGUAUACAUACUGUAUUCAAUAUGCAAGAACAGGCAAAAACUACUCUAUUGUGAUAAAAAUCAGAAUAGUAAUUGCCUGAGGAAAGGGAUAUGAGAGAACUUGAGAGAACUUUCUCGGGGUGAUGGAAAGUUUCUUAUAUUGAUUUGGGUAAUAGUAACAUAGCUAUAUGUAUAUAUUAGUUAAAAUUCCUCACACUAAACAUUUUAAAUUGAUAUAUUUACAUUUAUGACAAUAUACCUCAAAGUAAGUUAGGGUAAGAAAAGAUAAUUACUUACAUGAAAUAAACAAUGACCUCUUUUAUAUCAAACCAUAUACAUGUGUAUAAUUAGGGUAUGUAUUAUGCACAGAGAAACAAUUUAGGAAAAUCCAAGGAGGGGACGUUUUAUCUUCUUACCUAUUUACUGAAUGCAACAUUACUGCACACCAAGACAAAAGAGCUCUCCAGGAAAACAUUGGAUAUAUUGAGAGCAUUAAAAGAUACUGCAAAAGCUCUAAUAAAUUCAGUCUGCUUAUUUUCCAAAUUUCAUAAACUACAUACUUAGGAAACUGUGCUUUCAGUGAGCUAAACUUCUUUUUUUAAGUAACUAUCAUAGUUUUAAGAAAAACAUUUUAAGAAGACAAAAAGUAUUUAUUAAGCCCAUCUAAAAGGCUAAUGCAAAUUCCCAAAAAAGGAGCACAUAGAGAUAGAGGAGGAGGCCGAAGUGGUGGCUCAUACCUGUUAAUUCCAGCACUUUGGGAGGCCAAGACAGGAGGAUCACUUUAGGCCCAGAGUUGGAGACCAACCUGGGCAACAUAGCAAGACCCUGUCUCUUAAAAAAAAAAAAAAAAGACGGGAGAAGCUACAAGAAGAAAACUAGAACUUUAGAGCAGGAGUAACCUUAGAGCAUGUAAAGUCCAUUUUGGAGAUGAGGAACAGACCCAGGAAGAUGACCUGGCUUCCCUGAAUCCCACGGCUAGUUAGUGCAGACAUUUCAGCCAUAACCCAGCUCUUCUAAUUCCCAAAUACUCUUUCUUCUACUGGCACAUAGAGAUGGGGGAGGAGUCAGGGCAUGGUGGCCCACACCUACAGUUCCAGCACUUUGGGAGGCCAAAUGGGAGAAUUGCUUGAAGCCAGGAGUUGGAGACCAGCCUAGGCAACACAGGGAGACCCGUGUCGACAAAAAAUUUAAAAAUUAGCUGGGCAUGGUAGCACAUGCCUGUGGUCCCAGCUACUCAGAAGGCUGAGGUGGGAGGAUCACUUGAGCCCCAGAGGUCAAGGCUACAGUGAGCUAUGAUCAUGCUACUACACUCCAGCCUAGGUGACAGAGUGAGACCCUGUCUCAAAGGGAGGGAGGUAAGAAUGAGAAGAAGGAACAGGGGUGUACCUCUUUUAAGGGCCCAAGUAUCCUGAAUGGCUCAGCAGUAUAGAACAUUGUGGUAGAGAAAUUACAUUUUAAAAUAACUCUAAUACUGUUUAGAAACAAAACCCUAACUUCUGCUUGAGAUAAACUGAAGUGCAUCUGUCCCUUGUCCAGGAGUGGGGAACCAUUGUAGGGUUGCUCAGCAUAAGUCAUACUGCCACGGUGACCUUGAGGAGUGCAGGGAUUCCCUGAAGGAAGCAGCUGGUACCAGACACUUAGGCUGCCCAUUUGUGUUCUGAUCAUUUGAGUGAAAAAAAGGUACCUGUCAAGCAAGCUCCUGGACACCACAAGAAGGAGGAAUUAUUUUAAAAGCUGUACUCUUAAAUUGUUAGUAUCUUUAAAAUCAGUUGUGAACAAUGAAGGAUUUGAAAGAGCAUUGACUUUGCCACUUAAAAGUAUUUCUAAAAUACUUUGUGCUUCCCCCUUGCAUUCUGAAUUUAUACACUUUUCCUCCUGCUGUUCUCAGACCCAGUGGAAAGAAAAUCUCAAGGAAGAAGGCUGAGUUUAUUCUCUCAGGGCUCUGUUGGGUCUACCUCAUCUGAGGUGGCUUAUUCUUCAUAGGAAAUUAAUUUUUCUUCUCAAGUAUGCACUUAAAUAUAAUUACUGCUUCCUUGGUCCUCUAGCAGAUUUCUCACUUUUAUUUAUUUUUUUUUUUGAGACAGAGUCUUGAUCUUUUUUCAUCUAGGCUGGAGUGCAAUGGUUUGAUCUCAGUUCACUGCAACCUCUGCCUCCUGGGUUCAAGCAAUUCUCAUGCCUCUGCCUCUCGGGCAGCUGGAAUUACAGGCAUGCGCCAUGACGCCUGGCUAAUUUUUGCAUUUUUAGUAGAGACGGGUUUUCACCAUGUUGCCCCGGUUGCUCUCAAACUCCUGACCUCAGGUGAUCCACCCACCUCAGCCUCCCAAAGUGCUGGGAUUACAGGUGUGAGUCACCCCGCACAGCCUGAAAUGAGGCAUCUCUAUCUAUAGUCCAGCAGCCCUACAGGAGGCAGGAGGGGAGCAAGAAUAAGAAAGGAAAUUUGUAAAAGGCACUUAGGAGUGAGCAGAAAGGAAAUAGGACCAGCUUUUACCUGCCCAGUCCUGGCCAGUGACAAGCAGUCUGCUUGAGUCUGUGCUAAAUAAACAAAGGAAGUUCCAUUUAGAGCUCUACAGAGGGGAAGCCAUAGAAAUUAACAGGAUGAAAAUACAAGAGACAGGAACACAGAUGAAUAAAUGUAAUAAAAUUUGAGAAAUAAUCUUUA